GCGCGUGGCCGAGGCCAGCAGCCCGAGGGCGCGGGGACCGGCGCCUAGGGGCCGCCGCCGAGAUGGAGCGCGCCGGGGACGAUCCGGACUCGCCGCCGCAGGUGUCCACCCCGCAGGGCUCCUGACCCACCACGGACGACACCCCUUCCCAGACUCCGGUCGGGCUGGACUCCGCAGAGCUGCGUCGGCAAUGGCUCACGAGGAGCUGUGGGCCCAGCCAGCCUUGGAGAUGCCGAAGCGGCGGGACGUCCUUGCGGUUGUGCUCAUCGUGCUCCCCUGGACGCUGCUGGUCACCGUGUGGCACCAGAGCACCGUCGCGCCCCUGCUCGCCACGCGCAAGGAUGACAGUGGUGACCCCCGGCGCGAGGCGCCUCCUGGCACGGACCCCAGGGAGUACUGCAUGUCUGACCGGGACAUCGUGGAGGUGGUGCGUACAGAGUACGUGUACACGCGGCCCCCACCCUGGUCUGACACGCUGCCCACCAUCCACGUGGUGACACCCACCUAUAGCCGCCCGGUGCAGAAGGCAGAGCUCACGCGCUUGGCCAACACGCUGCUGCACGUGCCCAACCUGCACUGGCUGGUGGUGGAGGACGCGCCGCGUCGAACCCCCCUGACGGCGCGCCUGCUGCGCGACACCGGCCUCAACUACACACACCUUCACGUGGAGACGCCGCGCAACUACAAGCUGCGGGGGGAUGCGCGUGACCCGCGCAUCCCUCGGGGCACCAUGCAGCGCAACCUGGCGCUGCGCUGGCUGCGGGAGACCUUCCCGCGCAACUCCAGCCAGCCUGGCGUCGUGUACUUCGCGGACGACGACAACACCUACAGCCUGGAGCUCUUUGAGGAGAUGCGCAGCACCAGGAGGGUGUCUGUGUGGCCCGUCGCCUUCGUCGGUGGCCUUCGGUACGAGGCCCCGAGGGUCAACGGGGCAGGGAAGGUGGUCGGCUGGAAGACGGUGUUCGACCCCCACCGGCCGUUUGCCAUAGACAUGGCGGGGUUCGCAGUCAACCUGCGGCUAAUCCUGCAGCGGAGCCAGGCCUACUUCAAGCUGCGCGGCGUGAAGGGCGGCUACCAGGAGAGCAGCCUGCUGCGCGAGCUCGUCACCCUCAGCGACCUGGAGCCCAAGGCGGCCAACUGCACCAAGAUCCUGGUCUGGCACACUCGGACCGAGAAACCGGUGCUGGUGAAUGAGGGGAAGAAAGGCUUCACUGACCCCACAGUGGAGAUCUGAGCCCCGGACACAGGAGCGCCUUCUGAGACCUGCUCCUGGCCGCCUCCUCUCCCCACGCCGUGUCCCUCCGAGGCGCACUCCUGUGGACUCGCUGCCACCCUCCCUUCCCCUGUGGGGCCUUCAGAGAGAGCCCGG
This is a messenger RNA of Budorcas taxicolor (takin), 1369 nucleotides long. It is a transcript of the gene B3GAT1, whose product is annotated as beta-1,3-glucuronyltransferase 1. Gene Ontology annotation, cellular component: Golgi membrane. NCBI's taxonomy places the organism in Eukaryota, Metazoa, Chordata, Mammalia, Artiodactyla, Bovidae. The record is from RefSeq and is a predicted model, not a curated record. The transcript is spliced from 7 exons. Gene Ontology annotation, molecular function: galactosylgalactosylxylosylprotein 3-beta-glucuronosyltransferase activity. Gene Ontology annotation, biological process: carbohydrate metabolic process; chondroitin sulfate proteoglycan biosynthetic process. Bases 191 to 1234 code for a protein of 347 amino acids.